AUGGAAGCCAAGGGAGCAAGACAGUAUAGCUCUAUUAUAGUUCCAUCUGUUCAAGAGAUGGUAAAAGACAAGAUGAUCACGACGGUUCCUCUCAGGUAUGUUCGGUCUGAUUUAGACAAAGCUGAGAUCGCUGAUGACUCUGUUCUAAGAAACGAAAUCCCUAUUAUCGACAUGAAUCGUUUGUGUUCUUCAACCUCCAUGGAUUCUGAGAUUGAUAAGCUCGACUUUGCUUGCAAAGAAUGGGGAUUUUUCCAGGCAAGCCUCAAAACUCAAAUAGUCAAACUUCACUAUUUCAAAACUCAUUCUUUACAAAACAACCCCUCUUCUUUCUUUGUUAGACUAUUAAACCCCAAAAGAUUUCAAGUUUUAAUAUUGUGGCAUGUCUUUAUGAAUAUCAUCUAUCAGCUUGUAAACCAUGGAAUGGACUCGGGAUUCUUGGACAAAUUCAAGUCGGAGAUUCAAGAUUUGUUCAACCUUCCCAUGGAAGAGAAGAAGAAGCUUUGGCAACAGCCAGGAGAUCUGGAAGGGUUUGGACAAGCCUUUGUGGUUUCAGAAGAGCAGAAACUCGAUUGGGCAGACUUGUUCCUCCUUACCAUGCAACCUGUUGGAUUACGCAAGCCUCACGUGUUCCCCAAGAUACCUCUCCCCAUUAGAGAUACACUAGAGACGUAUUCAGAUGAAGUGAAAAGCAUAGCUAAGAUCUUAUUCGCGAAAAUGGCCAGCGCUCUAAAGAUCAAACCCGAGGAAAUGGAGAGCGUGUUUGAUGAUGAGUUAAGGCAGAGAUUGAGGGUUAAUGAAGUGGAAGGUCUCCAAAUCAAGAAAGAUGGCAAGUGGGUUUCUGUCAAACCUCUCCCAAAUGCUUUCAUUGUCAAUGUUGGAGACGUCUUAGAGAUCGUAACGAAUGGAACAUACCGAAGUAUAGAGCAUCGCGGGGUUGUGAACUCAGAGAAAGAGAGGCUUUCUGUGGCAUUAUUUCACAUUGCGGGAGUGGGUAAAGAAAUUGGUCCGCUGAAGUCUCGUGGAAAGGCAAAAGGCUGCGUUUUUCAGAAACGUGACCACCGAUGA
Molecule: messenger RNA, 1065 nt
Organism: Microthlaspi erraticum
Lineage: Eukaryota; Viridiplantae; Streptophyta; Magnoliopsida; Brassicales; Brassicaceae
Source: the annotation of a GenBank genome assembly